Molecule: messenger RNA, 1677 nt
Organism: Pygocentrus nattereri (red-bellied piranha)
Lineage: Eukaryota; Metazoa; Chordata; Actinopteri; Characiformes; Serrasalmidae
Gene: slc17a9a
Product: solute carrier family 17 member 9a
Exons: 13
Coding region: 24-1412 (462 amino acids)
Biological process (GO): transmembrane transport
Molecular function (GO): transmembrane transporter activity
Source: RefSeq, a predicted model, not a curated record
GAAGGAUAUUGCGGAAACACUGAAUGGAAGUUGAGGGAAAGCCGGUCAGCUACAGUUCACAAGUGGACAAUGUGAGAAAUCCCUCCAGCCAUGUGUGCGUGACUGGCCUUCAGAAAACGGAAACAAGUGACAAAUCGUCAGGAAUAUGGCCCAGGCCACUUGCUUUGACAUGGGCACUGAUGCUGCUGCUGCUCACCGGCUUGCUCCACUGGGCUCGGAUGGCCAUGCCGGUGUGUGUGGUUACAAUGGCGCAACAAUUCGGGUGGAGCAAGACGGAGUCUGGGCUGGUUCUGGGCUCCUUCUACUGGGGCUACUGCUUCACACAAGUGUUAGGAGGCCAUGCCAGUGAUAAGAUUGGUGGAGAGAUAGUCCUGUUACUUUCCACUUGUUCCUGGGCAAUUGUGACCUCAAUCACUCCACUUCUGGCUGACGUAGGACCCCCGCUCAUCACGAUGAUGCUGGCCAGGUUCCUCCUGGGUGUGCUGCAAGGUGUUCACUAUCCUUCUCUCACAAGCGUCUGUGCACAGCGUGUGGUUGAGGGAGAGAGGGGCUUUAUGAUGAGUACGUUAAGCUGUGGCUGCUAUCUGGGGAUGCUGAUGGUAGGGGGAGUGGGCUCAGUCAUGUUGGAGUGGUAUGGCUGGCAAAGUGUGUUCUAUGGACCUGGUCUACUUUCUGCACUGUGGGUCUUCUGCAUAUGGAAAUGUCUACUCAGAGGACCAAUAAUCACGUUUGGGUCUUUAUGGAGUAUCCCUGUGUCUGCAUCUCAAGUGAAGCCCAUGAAGAACGCUUGGCUUCAUCUGUUCAAGCAGCCCUGUGUGUGGGCUAUGGUAUUUGCACAUCUCUGCUACAGCAGUACCUACUUCACACUCAUGUCUUGGCUACCAACUUUCUUCAAAGAAACAUAUCCUCACGCAAAGGGCUGGGUGUUUAAUGUGAUCCCCUGGUUCAUGGCCAUACCUUCUUCCAUGUUUGGUGGCACUAUAUCAGAUCAUCUCAUCAGAGAAGGGUUUGAAACAGUGACCAUCAGGAAAACCAUGCAAUUCUGCUCUAUGGGACUUGCAAAUGUGUUUACUGUCCUGUUGUGUAAGACUACUGUCUUCUUCCACGCUUUGGUCCUUGUCUCAGCUUCCAUAGGCCUGUCCACUUUCCAUAACAGUGGUGUAGCAGUAAAUGUGCAUGAUUUGGCCCCAUCAUGUGCUGGAGCACUCUAUGGUAUUAUGAACACAUGCGCUGCAUUCACAGGUCUGCUAAUGGUCUACAUCUCUGGCUACCUGAUUGAGGUCACUGGGUCCUGGGAAACUGUGUUUAUACUCCUCUCUUUGGUGAACUUCAUUGGGAUAACUGUGUUUAUUAUAUUUGGUGAAGCAAAGCGUGUGGACCAAAAAGAUCAGUCCCAAGUGAUAGAGGUCUAAACACAGUACUGUAGUGAUACAUCAGUCAUAUAAGAGCAUUCUGUAUCCUGUGUCAUGUGUUUAAAUAGGGAUUAAAUAAACAACCAGACCAUAAUUUUAUUAUAGUUAUGCCUGCAGGCUUCGUUCACAGAUUCAACAUAUUUCAUUAAUUUAUUAGGAAUUUAAUGAAGUGUGACUUUGCUUUUAUUUGAAUGAACUUGAACUAUUUUGUACAUCAACAUUUUUGUAUAACUACCUUAAGUGCAAGAACAUUUAAAAAGAUUAA